Molecule: messenger RNA, 2899 nt
Organism: Physcomitrium patens
Lineage: Eukaryota; Viridiplantae; Streptophyta; Bryopsida; Funariales; Funariaceae
Source: RefSeq, a predicted model, not a curated record
AUAUGUUACGCUGUAAGGAGGUACCCACACCGCUAAUUCCCUCCACCAGCGCCAAUCCUCCUUGCUUGAAAGGAACUCAUGCCCUCCCCUUCCUUGGUCCAACUCAAAAUCUGUUCCCAACCGAUCGCCGCCGUGCCCCUUCCCAACAUCGUCGCCCAUCCAGUCUGUUCUCGAUCCCUCAACCGAGUACGGAUAGUAUGACAUUGAAGAUGGAUAGGUAGGUUUUUGGGUUGCAAGGGAGUCGCUGAGAGCUUACUGGUUUUAGACUUUUGGUGCGUAUUGUACUCCAGCCUGGUGGUUGGGUCUCAGAUUUCCUGUAAACUCUCACUUAGACACUCACUUUGUGCAGCCAUAGUGCCGGUACACCUCGCGCUAGUGCACUCAUAGGCGCUGCACAUCAUCUCAAGUUGUGCAAUAUCUGAGCGAGCCUUUUCAACCUUGCUCUCUUUAUGUAGCCCUUGUUGGAUUUGCAAGGAACGACUAGCUUUUCGUGUUCUAAUUAUGAUAGUUUGUAGCUGAUUGUCGGGUGUGAUUGUCUCGUGAAAGCAACGUAGUAGCGGACACGGAGCCUUGUAAGCUGUAUUGAGCGAACUUUGUCGGAGCUUGUAGUAUUAAGUCUAUGAGAGUGCGUUUUUGCAGUUUGCUCGCCACCACUACGGUUCUCAGAUGACGCGAGGCUGCUUUUCCUGCGUGAAGGUAGCAAUUUUGAGUGUUGGAGACGACAUAGGCGAACUUGGGGGAAGGUGACUAGCCUGUACAUGUCUGAUAAGUUUGCAUUCACGUCACGAGUCGACUUGGUGCAGUUACCGUUACCGCAGACGCUAGAAAUUUUUGUAUCAUAGGUCUGCAUUGACUUGAGAGAAUCGUCAUUUUCGAAGGUACCUGCUCUUAUUCAUAUCUGCAGAGCUUGGCGAACUUGAUGCAAGCUUAAUCUACCGUAGCAACGGAUAGGAGCGUAAUGAGCCUGAACCUGGCUGUGGCUACUUUGGACAACUUAGGGAGAAGAAACGAAAAGUCGAGCCAGAGAGGCUUUUAGAAGAGAUUACAUGCACUGUUCGUAGAGCAUUCUGUGGAAAUACGCAAUCAGACUGCUCUCCAACCUUUACAGCAUUAAGAGACUUGGUCCAGGUUCGCAUUGUUUACCAGCUCUAACUAGCUUUGGUUGGAAAACGCCGCCAUUUCGGGAGACGUUGCGUAUGUUGAAGUUGUCGCGAUUUUGUUCACUUUGGAUGAUUGAGCGUAUUUGCAGUUGAUUCCCUUGACGCACUCAUGAACUGAGGCUUCGGACCAGAUUUGUAAAGGACCUGCAGACAUUUCCAUUGUCGCUAAUCACGGAUAUCAAGUUGUCAAUGCAUUUUUAGAAUCAAGUUGAACCUGGGGAGAGUUGCGGCAUUAUGUUCAAGUGAUCCACAGUUAUUGGCGCUUCUAGAAUGUGAACCAUAGCAACAUUUCAAAAGAUGGUAAUUGAUACUGCUCACUCCAGCGGCGUUGGUUCCAUGUAUGGCCAAACGUGGAUGAAGUUAACUUGCAUUCUACAUAGUUUUCAAGGCUCUGAAGGAAAGAGGAAACCUAGUGUAGACAUGAUGGAGAGAAACGGUGUCGACUUGCACAGGCCAGGUGAUUUGGAAUUAAGGCCAGGUUUAGUUCGACGCAGAUUGAUGGUUCGUCAACCGGAAGAUCAACUGGCAGCGCCGCACUGGAAUAUUAGCGGAAGCAAACAUUGCGAUGUUUUUGUGAAGUCUCCAUCUACUCAGUAUCAGCUCACCAAGACUCCAGUGACUAAACCGCCGAAGACGUUACGUCUUUUCGAUCUAAACAAGUUACCAACUAUAUCAACAACUUCGCCAGUUUUGUCACCAACUUGGACCACAGGCAGCGCGGAUUCCACCACCUAUGUUCCCUCGGACGAGUCUUCAAAAAUGGCGACAAUGUCAAGAGAUUUCAUAACCGAUACGGACUCGUUCUCCAGCCCAACACAACAGAAAAUUAGUUUGUGUGCAGAUGAAGGUGGUGGGCGAGGGAGAGCAAGGUUGGCCGUGGACCUGGGCCCUCUUCGAGAUUCUAAAGCUUCGAAAGUCUUAAGGCUCGACGACGGUCAUCGGUUUGAAAUUAGUGACGAUGACCAAAGCGUCGAUAUACGGAAACCUGUAUUUCUGGAGAAGCCAUGUCAUCCUGAUGAUAGGCUUGGCAUCCCAUCUUGGAAGAGGCUGAAAAGGCUAUCGGAAUAUACGAGUGGCCACAUCCCAGCUCCGGUGGUCAAAUCGAGGACCACAGAUACUGCAGAUAUUGCUCAACAACCAUACGUUACGAAGACGCUUACAUCUUCGAUGCGAGGUGAGGCGAAGGUGCAUCGGAAAGAUGAAGACGAAGAAACUGGCGCCGUCCGUGCACUCGUGAUGCUCUCGAGUGAGAAGCGAAAACGAGACUUGUCCUGCUUCUCGUCUGACGAUUUUCGUCAACCUGACUCUCUGAAGGCCUCCACCGAGCACAAUGGAAAUAGUUGUUCAGAAACUCUGUCGGACGAAGUGCUUAACGAAGGACGACAGUGCAGCUCACCAAGCCCAGCUGGCAGUGACUUGACUGGGGGUUCGAAUGCAACAGCCAAGUCACUGGGCUCGGGAUCCGUGCUUUUAAGACCAAUUAAUAAGCAGCGUUACAGGUCCAUGGCAGAAGUAAUGGCGCAGGCUUCAUUUCUCAGACGAGUCUAGGCCAUACAAGUUUUUAAAAUUGUACAGAUUACAAAGCACUUUGGAUAGCCUCUUCAAUGUACAUAAUGGUAGACACGGCACGAGAGAAGGUUUUUGUCGAAUCAUAGUGAGCAUAUCCCACGGGGAGUUUUGAUGAAUCCCAUCGUGUAAUUUUGAAUCCUUGAUAUCAAAGAAAAGGGUGCUAUUCUGCA